Medioppia subpectinata is the source of this 546-nucleotide messenger RNA. The record is from the annotation of a GenBank genome assembly. Lineage: Eukaryota; Metazoa; Arthropoda; Arachnida; Sarcoptiformes; Oppiidae.
GGAGUCGAAGCACUGGUCAAGAGAUUGACAAUAGUGCCCGGCGAAGACCGACUGUCAGUUCAGGCCAAUCAAAACGCUACCCUAUUAUUCCGAGCGCUUUUGAGGUCAACGCUAUGCACCCGAAAGAUCACAGAACAGGACCGGCUCUCCAGCGAAGCCUUUGAUUGGCUGAUCGGUGAGAUUGAGACCCGUUUCCAACAAUCACAGGUACAGCCGGGAGAAAUGGUCGGCGCUUUGGCCGCCCAAUCCCUCGGAGAACCGGCCACUCAAAUGACACUCAAUACUUUCCAUUACGCCGGUGUGUCCGCUAAGAACGUCACUUUAGGCGUUCCGCGAUUGAAGGAAAUUAUUAACAUUUCAAAGUCACCAAAGACUCCAUCACUGACUGUCUUCCUAACGGGUGCGGCGGCCAGAGAUGCCGAGAAGGCUAAGGAUGUGUUGUGUCGUUUAGAGCACACGACUCUGCGUAAAGUGACGGCCAAUACUGCCAUAUACUACGAUCCCGACCCUCUCAACAGCGUUAUCGUUGAGGAUCAGGAGUUUGUG